AUGCGGCGGCUCAUUUCGCGAAGCGUCUCUGCCAGCGCCACCCGGUCCCCAGUGACCUCGGCCGUCCCCCGAUCUACCAUCGCCGCCUCCAAGAUGUCUUCCAACGGCUCGUCUUCGUCGGUCGUGGCCGCGAGGAGGAUACAUGCCACUGCUCAGCAGCUCAAGCCUGCUGCUGCUCUGGCCUCGACGGCAACCAGCUUCCCCAACACCCACGAGAAGAUCCAGGCCGUUGAGGACACGCCUUACUUCAUCGACAACAAGUUUGUCAACUCGACGACUGACAAGUUUAUUGACUUGCCGGACCCGGCUACGAAUAACCUCGUCACCCGCGUUCCUCAGAUGACCGACCAGGAGAUGAAGGCUGCUGUGGCUAGCGCCGAGAAGGCUUUCAAGUCGUGGAAGAACACCACUGUUUUGGCUCGCCAGCAAAUCAUGUUUCGAUUCGUGCAGUUGAUCCGCGAGAACUGGGACAGACUGGCUGCCAGCAUUACUCUGGAGCAGGGCAAGACUUUUGCCGACGCAAAGGGUGAUGUUCUGCGUGGUCUGCAGGUUGCUGAGGCGGCUAUUGCUGCGCCGGAGCUGCUCAAGGGUGAGGUGCUUGAGGUGGCCAAGGAUAUGGAGACUCGAACUUAUCGUGAGCCAUUGGGCGUUGUGGCUGCCAUUUGCCCCUUCAACUUUCCUGCCAUGAUUCCCCUUUGGUGCAUCCCUAUUGCUACCAUUACUGGAAACACUCUUAUCCUGAAGCCCUCUGAGCGUGACCCCGGUGCGGCCAUGAUCCUCGCUGAGCUCGUCCAGAAGGCUGGUUUCCCCGAGGGUGUCGUCAAUGUCAUUCACGGCGCCCACAAGACCGUCGACUUCAUCCUUGAUGAGCCUGCCAUCAAGGCCAUCAGCUUUGUCGGUGGCAACAAGGCCGGCGAGUACAUCUUCAGCCGGGGCUCUGCCAACGGCAAGCGUGUCCAGGCCAACCUGGGCGCCAAGAACCACGCCGCCGUCUUGCCCGACUGCAACAAGAACCACUUCAUCAACAGCGUCGUCGGCGCUGCCUUUGGUGCCGCUGGUCAGCGCUGCAUGGCCCUGAGCACUCUCGUCAUGGUCGGCGAGACCAAGGAGUGGCUGACUGAAGUUGCUGAGAGCGCCAAGAAGCUCAAGGUCGACGGAGGCUUUGAGGAGGGUGCCGACCUUGGCCCUGUCAUUUCUCCCCACAGCAAGGAGCGCAUCCUGAGCCUCAUUGACAGUGCUGAGAAGGAGGGUGCCACGAUUCUGCUCGACGGACGCAACUACAAGAACUCCAAGUACCCGAAUGGCAACUUUGUUGGGCCUACCAUCAUCGCCAACGUCACUCCCGACAUGACUUGCUACAAGGAGGAGAUUUUCGGCCCCGUCCUGGUCUGUCUGAAUGUGGAUACCAUUGACGAUGCUAUUGACUUGAUCAACAAGAACGAGUACGGCAAUGGUGUCGCCAUCUUCACUCGAUCUGGUCCUACGGCAGAGACUUUCCGCCGAAACAUUGAGUCCGGUCAGGUUGGUAUCAAUGUGCCCAUCCCUGUGCCUCUGCCCAUGUUCUCCUUCACUGGUAACAAGAAGAGCAUUGCUGGCGGCGGUGCCAAUACGUUCUACGGAAAGCCGGGCAUCAACUUUUACACGCAGCUGAAGACUGUUACGGCGUUGUGGCAGAGCCAGGAUGCAGUUGCUAAGAAGGCGGCUGUUCAUAUGCCUACUUUGCAAUAG
Molecule: messenger RNA, 1728 nt
Organism: Pochonia chlamydosporia 170
Lineage: Eukaryota; Fungi; Ascomycota; Sordariomycetes; Hypocreales; Clavicipitaceae
Product: methylmalonate-semialdehyde dehydrogenase, mitochondrial precursor
Exons: 2
Coding region: 1-1728 (575 amino acids)
Biological process (GO): L-valine catabolic process; thymine catabolic process
Cellular component (GO): mitochondrion
Molecular function (GO): malonate-semialdehyde dehydrogenase (acetylating, [NAD(P)+]) activity; methylmalonate-semialdehyde dehydrogenase (acylating, NAD+) activity
Source: RefSeq, a predicted model, not a curated record